Molecule: messenger RNA, 3431 nt
Organism: Etheostoma cragini (Arkansas darter)
Lineage: Eukaryota; Metazoa; Chordata; Actinopteri; Perciformes; Percidae
Gene: nkpd1
Product: NTPase, KAP family P-loop domain containing 1
Exons: 2
Coding region: 691-2142 (483 amino acids)
Source: RefSeq, a predicted model, not a curated record
UGGGAUCACCAAAGUUAUUAGAAAUCACAGUCUGGGCUAGUGAUGGCCAAAUGAAGCUUUUUGAACCGUUGUCUUUAUUUUCUGAGCCAACUAGAUGGCGCUCUCUGUUCAACAAUUGGUUGAGAAUGUAAGAAUUCUAUCUUUUAAACCAAGAGCGCCAUCUAGUGGGCUAAAAGACAAUGGUUUACAAAGCUUCAUUUGGCCAUCACUAGUUUGAAUGCAUGUCAUGGCAAUUUAUCUUAAGGUUUUUAUUGAUAUUUCAGUCUUAAACAAAAUGGAGGAACAACCAACAAUGCAAUCUCUAGGCAACAUUGGCAUCUCACCUUGCCUAACUGUUCUGAACGGCUUCCCAUUUGCUGUGUUUUUGUUUUUGUUUGUUUAUUAAUUCAGACAGUGGAGAAUGGUCCUAACCAUUGGAGAUCCAAAAAGGUUUGCUGCUGCCCUCUGUGGUUUCUUGUCCUGUCCAUUAUUGUGGUACCAAUCAUCAUCCUGAUAUUGGUGUUGACUGUUGGCCUUCCCAAGCCUGAGGUGAAACCAGGCGGGGCGGUGAAUGCAACAAUCAGCCAUGUGGAUGUGCUGGAUGGCCUGGUUAUCGCUGCCUUUGGAGUCCCCACAGCAAGCGCAUUGAGGUUUGUGUUUCUGAUUGUUAAGAACCUUAUCUUCAACCAGGAUAAGAACAUAAAGAAGGGGAUGGACAACGAGCGGGUCAGCAGCCAUCUGGGCUUCAUGAACGAAGUGAGGAAGGAAAUGUGGUUUCUGUCUCGAUUCAUCCAGUUUAUGGAGGUGUUUGAGAGGAGGAGGAUCCGGGUGGUACUGCAGAUCACCAAUCUGGACCGUUGCUCUCCCCAAAAAAUUGUCACAGUUCUGGAUGCCAUCAACAUUCUGCUUUCAGAUGAGGAAUGUCCAUAUAUUUCUAUUCUGGCUGUCAACCCAGAUGUUCUUGUGGAGAAAGUGAACUUUGCAGAUGGCUGCUUUAGCAAAGAGGACAGAGCUUAUGCACUGUUGAACCGCAUCGUGACUCUGGCCUUCACGGUUCCACCGCUGUGCGACGAUUCAAAACGCAGUUUAUUUCACAGCCUCAAUAGUAAUUCCAAAAACCCUGAGGACAUAAGCAUGAGCAAAAAUAGACGUAGAACUGGGGGUCUCGAAAAGACAUCUUCCUCAGACUUGUUUUCACUGGAGAUUGCAUUUGAAACAAAAGACUCAUAUCCACUGAUAGAUAAAACUGCAACAGACCUGGAAGAAAAAGAGGAGGAAGUAGAAAUGUUGGUCCAGAGCAUCUUGAGCAGUAAUGAAAGGAAUCUAAACAAGUACAUGUUUGAGGAUGCCAUGUCUAUGAGGAGGGCGAUCAACUCCAUUCGGGUGACUGUGAUAAUCAUGAAGACUUUAAAGAAAGAGUUUCCACAACCAGAAUACAUCGGCGCAUGGGUGGUCUUGGCCAAUCAGUGGCCUUGCCGCCUCAGCUGGAUCCUCCAGUGUGUGGAAGACGCUCAGCAGAGGGCAGAUAUUGAUCGCAACAAUUCGGCAAACACUGAUGAUUCUAAGACCUUGUGGACAGUGUUCAACGAGUCCAGGGCAGAGCUGUAUGUGAUGAGCGCACAGAUUGAAGACCUCCUCGAGCAGGAUGGAGAUCCUGAGAUGUUUGAAAAAUUCCUCACGGUAGAUUUCCAAUUCACUGUGAAGGACUUGAAGACAUUUGAAGAGGUGACGGUGAACCUUGAUCAUUCAAUCAGGAAGGAGCUGGCUCACAUCAGAGGGACAUCUAGGCUCAAGGAUUCUGGUUGGAUGAGGAACCUAGCUCCUCUGCCAAUCACAACUAUCAUCAAAAUGAAGAAAGAGGAUGUAUGUGAAGAGUUGGAGAGGAUGGAAUACCCCCGUAAGUACAUUGAUACUGUGAAAAGCCAAAACCUCAACGGUGCGGCGCUGGUCUUUGGGGAUGCAGAUGAUCUUAAAAACCUGCUAGAUAUGACCUUUGGUGAAUGGGCAACUUUCAGACUCCACUUCCUGGGUUUACCGUCCCAUCUCCGACCACAACACAAGAACACGGCACUGACCCAUUUUCACCCUCAGAACAAGCUGUCUGCAGUUCCCUUCCAUGCAUCUAAUCAGUACUUGUCUAAUCCCAGUCUGACUAACAGCUAAAUCCAAUCCAUUUCCAGUGAUGUCCCUAAAAUUAUGAUCUGCAUUUGUAACAUUUAUUAACAAUCUUUACAGUAACAAUACCAAGUUUGGGAGUUUAUUUAAAAAUGAAGUAAUUACAUUUACUUUGUUUAGCUGUAGGAGCUUGUGAAAAAUUCUGCCAAGAAAAAUAUCUUCUGUAACUAUGUCAAAUACCUGUUACUUUUACUUAAAGGGACCAAGCCUAACAAUGAUAGGCGCAGUUAAACACACAUGUCCUUUAACAAUAAUAAUAAUAAUUAUUGUGCACAUUUUUGUUUUCUAUGGAUCACAUUUACCUACAAUGAAAAGGUCUUUUUCACAGUAGACGUUAUGAAGUGUCACACUAGGAAAAGCACAUUUAUGAUUAGCUCGCUCAGUUUCAGGGUCCUUUGUCGUGCAUGUUGGCUCACUGUCACACUGUAAUGGCUUCACUGUGACACUUGGAGAAAAAUAAAAUAAAUUAAAAAGAUGGCUCGGUUUUAUUUUAUAUUUUGUUAAUGUCACUAACAAUAACAACUGUGCUUUUGUUGCUAAGUCAAAACGCCUGCUGUGAAAAGAUCUAUUAUGAGACACACUGUUGUUGUGACAAACAGAAAAGGAUCAGGUUUCAGAAAGCUGUGGAACAUGUUAUCUAAAGACAACACUGACAAUAUUAUUUUAAGUUAUAGAAAAAUAUAUCAUUACAGAUUACAUUGGUUUGUUGUUGGAAAAUAAUUACCUUAACCUGUUAAAAGCCUCUAUUUUCAAUCUGUCUUCCCUUGCCACACUAUCACACUAAAGUGUGACAUGCACAUUAGCAUAUGGUGUUUCAUCAGCCUUUAGUUUGCUUAAGGUUAAGAGGAGGAUCCAUAUAAAAAAAUGCAACUUGAUUUUAGCAUUUGUACUGUGGCUUUAUCCUGGAAUCAGUGGAUGUUUAUAAUGAGGUGUGUGUCUGUGCCAUAUAUCAUAAAUGCAUGCUAGUUGGCAAGUUUGGUACGAUAACUCUUUAAGUAAGUCAAAGAAUAUUAACGUUUGGGUUGUGGAAAUUUCUUUUAUGCAGACGUAGUAAGAUUACAUUUAUUUCAGAAACUGAAUGUAAGGUAUUUUUGGUAUUUCAUCAAUUAAAAUUCCUUUUCUGGGAAUACUUGAUCCUGACAAAAAUAAGCACUUAUGCAUACUGUAUAUGUGCUGCAGUAAACUGUAAUUCCCUAUUACAUGCAAAACAACUGUAAAGUCUGACAAAUAAAAUGCAUAUGCAAGGGUCCCAUAAUAAAAAUGCCCAUCCAAGCAGA